AUGGCGGCAAAAAACGCCAAUUCGGAAAACGAAUUAGACGAAUCAAAUUUCGAAUUUAAACUUCCAGAGAAAGUUAGAAAAUACGAAGACUUUAUAAAUAAUAACCUCAAAGAGGACUUACGAAAAGUACACGAACAAAGAGACGAACUGUACUCAAAUAUUGCAGAAUAUUUGCAACUUAAAAACACUAUUGACAGAAUUCAAAUUUUCGACGGUGGAAAAAUGAGGACACAGGUGGACCUAGGUUGUAAUUUCUAUUGUCAAGCUGAAGUCAAGGAUACCAAAAUGAUUCUAGUGGCUGUCGGUUAUGGGUUUUUUGUCGAGUUUACGUUGGACGAAGCUGUAAAAUUUAUUGACAAAAAAGUUGAACACUUGACGAAACAGGCCGAGGAACUCACAAAGGAUUCAGCGAAAAUCAAGGCGCAUAUUAAG
This is a messenger RNA of Paramuricea clavata, 432 nucleotides long. The record is from the annotation of a GenBank genome assembly. Lineage: Eukaryota; Metazoa; Cnidaria; Anthozoa; Malacalcyonacea; Plexauridae.